AUGUCUAAGAAACAUCUAUCCAAAUCCGCACCGCGAGUUCGACCCUUAACGUGGUCCAAGAUAGGCCGCGCCGCCAAAACGCAAGAGCUGGCUUUCGCCAAGAACCCGAUGGUGCUCUAUCUACAGGAGUACGCACCUCCUGAGAACCCUAUCAUGAGCCGUAUCAUGUUGUAUCUUCACUUCAUCAGGCAAAUCGACUCGGGCGUGGCGCUUAUGGUCGGCAAUGGUGAUGCGGUGUUACUUGGCAUUGAACCGCCAAGUACUUCCCCCCCUCCGUCGAUGCUCAGCAAAAGCAUCCUACGGUUCCAGCAGUGGUACAACAAGCGGCUUUACUCGCCGGCAAACCCGCGUUUCCCAGCUGAGGGGAGAAGAAGAGUGCUUGAAUACCAGAAGGUCGUCGAGAAGGAGGAGAGUGAAGCGCUGGGGGAUGCAAAAGAUGGCAUGUGGUAUGUCAAUCUAUUGGCGACCCGCCCGGACAAACAGGGCAAAGGUUAUGCUAGCGCGCUCAUGCAUCAUUUCGGGACGCUGGCUGAUGAGACGCCUAUCUGGCUUCACUCGUCUGACUAUGCCAACACCGGUUUCUAUGAGAGUCUAGGCUACAGAGUGCGCGCGGAGGCCAUGCUCGGCGUAGACAACGAAUCGUGGAAGCAUGAACCCGUACAUAUGACAUUGAUGGUCAAGGAUCGGACGGAUGAGAAAGCGCGAUAUGGACUGUGCUAA
This is a messenger RNA of Peniophora sp. CBMAI 1063, 720 nucleotides long. The record is from the annotation of a GenBank genome assembly. Lineage: Eukaryota; Fungi; Basidiomycota; Agaricomycetes; Russulales; Peniophoraceae.